AUGAACCAAUUGAAAUCGGCGCACGAUACUCGCGAUGUGUUUCAUGGUAAGAACAUUUUCAAAGUUUGGGAAACAGAGGAGGAACGAUGGAUUCAAGAGACUCAAAACAGUGAUUAUGACUUCCCAGCUUUAGAACAUUCAAAAUAUCAGAAUGUGGAAAGAGACAAAGAUUUAAACAGUUGUAUAGACGCCUCGAGUCCUAUCAUAUGUCAAAAUUUAACCUGGUCUGUCGACGGCACAUCCCUGGUUGCAGUGUUCAACGAUUUUGGCGUACGUCAGUAUUUGGUGCCAGAAGAGUUAGAGUCAACGUUAAUUCCCUUCAAGCGAUUUUUCAGGUCCCAGUCUAUAAUGGAAAGCUGUGUCCAUCCUCAAUAUUCCCUUUUUAACGGUAACGAGGGCGUAAACGUAAUGCUCGCGUCGUCAAGAGAUUUGCCGAUUCAAUUGUUUUCGCUGUCACCGCAUGCGACAGACCACGCGUCUUUAUUUAAUUAUUCGGUGAUGAAUGCAGAAAAUGAACGCUAUGAAACGAUAUUUGCGUUGAGCUUCUGCCAGGAUUCCGUGUUUCUGGCGGGUACUGAGCGGAACAAAUUUUUGGCAUAUGAUAUAAAUCGUAAGAAUCCUAUAUGGUGCGGUGUGGGCAAUCAAUUUGGUAAAAAAUCAUCAGGCAAGGUCAUGCAUCGCAGCAUCGUGUCAUGUUUCGAUGAAACAAGCGAUCCACAAAAUUAUCCGUCGAUGCGCUACGGGGGUUCUUACAGAUGUGACAUUUUCGGCGUCGACACGAGAACCAAAGGUCCGCUACUCCUGGCAGACAAAGAAGCGCUAGGAAUAAGAGACGGCUCGUGUGGCAUUGUCCAAAUACUUUCAAGCCUCAACAAACAUUAUUUGUACGUUGUGAAGAGAAAUAGCAACACUAUUGACAUUCUAGAUGUCAGGAAUGGCUUUUCUAGAGUUAAUGAAUUUAUUCUGCCUUUCAGCAUCAAAAAACAAAAGUUCAAAGCAACGUUAGACCCUGUGAAUGGACUAAUGAUUGGUACCGCGAGCGGACAUAUUCUACAGUGGUCCAGCGGCAUGGUCGAAUUUGGGGGACUUUCCUCCAGAACAAAUGAGGAAUUUUUGACCGAGUCCAAACCGAGUUCGACAUUUGCUACCUCGUAUAAUACAAGCAAAAUUAACAUACUCACUUCGAACCCAUCGGACCCGCGUUUCGUAGCAGCUUCGUAUUCCCCAGAUAAACAUGAUGAUUUGGACUGCGAGGCAAAUUCAGGAUUGUCCAUAUUUGACUUAUAA
Molecule: messenger RNA, 1287 nt
Organism: Lachancea nothofagi CBS 11611
Lineage: Eukaryota; Fungi; Ascomycota; Saccharomycetes; Saccharomycetales; Saccharomycetaceae
Source: the annotation of a GenBank genome assembly